This is a messenger RNA of Thecamonas trahens ATCC 50062, 1965 nucleotides long. RefSeq lists its product as uncharacterized. The coding region runs from base 1 to 1965 and encodes 654 amino acids. NCBI's taxonomy places the organism in Eukaryota, Apusomonadida, Apusomonadidae. Gene Ontology annotation, molecular function: catalytic activity. The record is from RefSeq and is a predicted model, not a curated record. The transcript has 3 exons.
AUGGAGAGGGAUGCGUUCUGGCCCAAGGCGGCGGGCCUAGAGGGUUCGGUUGCGGCCGGGGCCGAGGCACGGAUCCAGCCGGUGGAGGCCGGCAAGGUCCGGCGACGGGACGAGAUGGAGAGGGCGCCGAGGGAGGAGGCGACUACCGCAUCGAGCGAGACCGGCACUGGCGCCGGCCAACUCGCUGACGAGCAUACCCGCAAGCGGGCCAGGCCACUCGAGGCCGGCAUGCCGGUGGGGAUGCAGCCGUAUCCUGUCGGCCCGCCGCCGCCGUUUGCGCUCAACACCAUGUUUGACGACAUGGCGAUGAUGCAGAUGCAGGCACAGGCGGCAGCGCUUGCGCAAGCGCAGGCGCAGCAGAUGCACGCACAGAUGCAGGCGCAGAUGGCGGCGGCAGCGGCGGCGUCCAACUCGCAGAGCUCCGAGUCGCACGGCUCGUCGGGCAUGUCGGGCGGCGACAUGAUGCACGACAUGAUGGGCGUGAACCCGUUCGGUAUGAUGCCGAUGGACAUGUUGAUGAACUCGAUGAUGAGCGGCGAGUCGCCGUUUGUGGCGCCGGCCAUGCUGCCUGCGUUGGCUGUCGGCGCGCCGGUCAUGGCUCCGGGCAUGGGCUCGCCGUCAGGCAUGUACCUCGCGUCGCCAUCGGGCUCGUCUACGCCAGGCGCCAACAUUGGCUCGGGCGGCUCGACGGGCUCGACGAGUCCGGCGGUGAGCCCGGCCCGCGCCGCAGUCCUCACCCUCCCGUCGGCCGCGUACGGCAUGUCGCACCCGGUCUCGCUCAUUGCGGUCCACCCGAAUCCGCUCAGCGAGCUCGCCGACAUUGCCAUUGUGGUCACGGCGCGGACGCUCAAGAAGUUUAUUGUCGAGUCUUCGGAACGGCUGGUGGUCAAGAAGGAGGUUCCGCUCCGCCGGGCCGACCAGAUCGAACUUGCCGCUCUCCGCCGGCUGGGCAAGCGUGACCCGUCGGUCGCCCUCGAGCUUCCUAAGUCCAACAUCUUCCUCUGUGGCGCUGAGGAAAUCUUCCAGCUCCUUGCCGCCCCCCGCUUCCGGUCCGAGUCGCUCAUGGCCGAGGUCCGCGCCAAGUUUGAGGCCGAGUUCAAGCCGCUCAUUGGCGUCGUCGUCGCUUCGGAGCCGACCUCGCCGCCCUUGGCCGCGCCGCAGCACCCCUCGCCUGCCGCCGCCCCGCCGGCCCCGCUCGUUCCGCAGUCGACCAACCCAAUGGUCCACAUGGGCAAUCCCAUGGAGUCGCUCGCCGGCUUUAAGACCUCGGUCACCUCGGGUGCCACGUACAGAGUCACCGCACACCGCAACUUCCUACUCUUUGAGAACAUGCAGGUCCCGGCGUCGAACCCACCGCCGCCACCGGUUCUCUGCCACAACUCCAUUCCGGGCUCGCCGCUGCAGUACCGCGACGUCCGCACCGCCAUCGUCUUCUUUGCUCCCAUCCCGCUCGAGUCGCCGUCCCAAGUCCACAUGGUCGUCAACCUCAAGCUCUUCAAGUCGCUUAUCGAGAUCAAGGCCGUCGCCUCCAAGCUCCGCCUCUCGCGCGACUUGCCGCUGGCCAAGCCUACUCGCCGCGAGUCUGUCCACGUUCUCCCUGUUGAGAUCAUGGUCAAGAAGUUGGCCACUGCCCAGUUCCAGUCGCCGGUCUCGUCGGUCGCCCUCAAGCAUCUUCUCGAUGCCGCCGUCGCCGAGUGUCUCCACGCCGACCUCGAGUAUCGCGAGUCGGUCUUCCCGCCGUUUGUCCCCGUCCUCGCACUCGAGCCGUACGCCGCCACCGGCUGGGACAAGUGGUCGCACGCUCAGGUCUCGCUUCACAACAAGUUCGGCCUCUCCGCCCCGGCCGAGCAGAUCUUUGAGCACUUUGGCUUCACGCCCGCCGCCGUCGCCGAUCGCGCCACCGCCCUCGUCGCCUACUACACCGACGCGGGCUACAAGCCCGAGCCGCUCAUGCGUCGCUGGUAA